AUGCUGUUUGUUGCUCUCGUCGCCAUUGCUGGCGCCACCACCGUCGUCGCGCAGUCGACUGUCGCCUGUAAGAUGACUGUGGCUAAAUUCAACGAUAACUCUACCUGCGAGGACUUUGCCAACCAGUACAACCUGAACCUGAGCCAGUUCGAGGCUAUCAACCCCAACGUGACUACCUGCCCAGACCUGCCCACUGGCGACUACUGCAUUGUUGGAACUGCAGAUGCCACGUAUAUUGCCCCCAAGCAGAGUACAAACACCACGUUCAUUUCGUACGUCAGCGGAGCAGCCGCCAGCAUUGCCAACUACACGCUGCCGCAUGCCGUGACCUCGGACUCGACCACGCCAACGCCCACGUCUGGCAUCUACCCAACCUUUACCGGUAUGCCUUCAGACUGCUCAGCCUACCACCUGGUUGCAGCAGAUGACACGUGCUCUUGGGUCGCUAUGAAGUAUGGCAUCUCGCUUCAACAAUUUUAUGCCUGGAACCCUUCUAUUGAUUAUGGUUGUGGAAAUCUCUACUUGGGCUACUAUGUCUGCGUUGAUGUGCCGGGAGCAGUCCAUACGUCCACCUACAAUGCCGCUACCAAGCCGGGCUCACAGCGGCCUACAGAGACGCGGUCUGUGUAA
Molecule: messenger RNA, 630 nt
Organism: Grosmannia clavigera kw1407
Lineage: Eukaryota; Fungi; Ascomycota; Sordariomycetes; Ophiostomatales; Ophiostomataceae
Product: peptidoglycan-binding protein
Exons: 2
Coding region: 1-630 (209 amino acids)
Source: RefSeq, a predicted model, not a curated record